AUGGGGACCUGCCUGGAUAUUAAGAUUAAGAGAGCGAACAAGGUUUAUCACGCCGGGCCUCAGAAGGGGAAGCUGACCCCGAGCCCUGUGGACUUCACUAUCACUCCCGAAACCUUGCAGAACGUCCGAGAGAGAGCCCUGCUCCCCAAGUUUCUCAUCAGGGGCCAUCUCAGCUCAACCAGCUGUGUCAUCACGCAGCCGCUGACGGGCGAGCUGCUGGUCGAGAGCUCGGAGGCCGCCAUCAAGAGCAUAGAGCUGCAGCUGGUCCGCGUGGAGACGUGCGGGUGUGCCGAAGGAUAUGCCCGAGACGCCACGGAGAUUCAGAAUAUUCAGAUCGCCGACGGAGAUGUUUGCCGGAGCCUGUCUGUCCCCAUAUACAUGGUCUUCCCCCGGCUGUUCACCUGCCCUACGCUGGAGACCACCAACUUCAAAGUGGAAUUUGAGGUUAACAUCGUUGUGCUUCUCCACCCCGAUCACCUCAUCACCGAGAACUUUCCGCUGAAGCUGUGCAGGAUGUAGCCCAGGAGUGGGCAGUGUGGACGGCGGGAGCUGCGGGGCGGAAAUGCGGCUGGGGGGGGCCGACCCAUGGGAGCCGAAGCCCGCAGCUUGUGCUUCCUUUCUCGAUGAAUCUGUGUCAGAAACGGAGCUGACCCUCGACCACAGUCGCCGUCGAAGCUUCUGCUUCCAGUGCUCGCCUCUCGUCAGACCUCUUCUUUAAGACUCAACAGGACUCCGUUGUUUUUGGCCAGAUCGCUUGGCAGAAAGCAAAACUUCCUGGGACUCCUGACUUAACUGCCCCCUUGUAGAGGCAGUAAAACUACAAACAGCCGUUUGUGCUUGGCCGGACAGUGGGAUCCCCGAGGCCGAGGAAACCCUCCGCACCGAAGACUCCCCCGCAGCAAAGCAGCUUCGCGGGAUGGUCACGGGCAAGCUCCCGGCUUACGACGUUUGUGGAUUCUGCUCGCGCGGGGCUGCGGGGACGGGGUCUGCGGAUCAUCCGCGCGGGGCCGCAAGGCGGCAUCCCCUAGAACGGUGUAGCAUUUUUUCCCGACUCUGUUCUGUAGUCCUUUUG
This is a messenger RNA of Puma concolor (puma), 1072 nucleotides long. NCBI's taxonomy places the organism in Eukaryota, Metazoa, Chordata, Mammalia, Carnivora, Felidae. The record is from RefSeq and is a predicted model, not a curated record.